Vigna radiata var. radiata (mung bean) is the source of this 1581-nucleotide messenger RNA. Its product is annotated as probable LRR receptor-like serine/threonine-protein kinase At1g34110. The record is from RefSeq and is a predicted model, not a curated record. The coding region runs from base 1 to 1581 and encodes 526 amino acids. NCBI's taxonomy places the organism in Eukaryota, Viridiplantae, Streptophyta, Magnoliopsida, Fabales, Fabaceae. The transcript has 3 exons. Gene Ontology annotation, molecular function: protein binding.
AUGAACUCUCUUGAAAAUCUUUACGUCUCCAAUAGCAAACUACAAGGCAAGGUUCCUUCUUUCUUUGGUAGCAUGUGCAGAUUACAGAGAUUAGACCUCUCAAAUAACAGGUUGCAUGGAAAAUUUCCAAACUUUGUUCAAAAUUCUUCAUGGUGCAGCAGACACAUACUUCGGAUAGGUCCGAAUUUUCCUAGUUGGAUUCAAACUCAAAAUUCCUUAAUCCAAUUAGAUAUAUCUGAUAAUGGGCUGAAUGAUUUCGUACCAGAAUGGUUUUGGAACAAGUUGCAAGUUCUGUGCACUUUGAAUAUGUCUCACAAUAAUCUCAUGGGUACAAUCCCUAAUAUACAAUUGAAGCUUCGUUUGAGACCAUCUAUAAAUUUAAAUUCAAAUAAAUUUGAAGGAAAAGUUCCAUUAUAUUUCCUACAAGCUUCUGAGUUGUUACUCUCCACAAAUAAAUUCUCAGAUUUCGUAUGUGUAAAUGUCACAAAUACAAGCUUGGCCACUUUAGAUUUAUUAAAUAAUCAAAUAAAGGGGCAACUUCCCGAUUGCUGGAAAUCCGUAAAUGGAUUACUCUUUCUUGAUUUAAGUAGCAAUCAAUUGUCAGGGAAGAUUCCCAUCUCCAUGGGUACCCUUGUCCAAUUGGAAGCUUUGGUUUUACGAAACAAUAAUUUAACGGGCGAAUUGCCUUCCUCUUUGAAGAAUUGCAACAAUUUAAUUAUGUUGGAUGUGAGUGAGAAUAUGUUGUCCAGUUCAAUACCAUCAUGGGUUGGAGAAAACAUACAGCAAUUGAUAAUCUUGAUCAUGCGAGGGAAUCAGUUCUCAGGAGAUAUUCCCCUUCAUUUGUGUUAUUUGAAGCGUAUUCAAUUGUUGGAUCUUUCCAGAAAUAAGAUGUCUCAGGGAAUUCCAACUUGCUUAAACAAUUUUACAGCAUUAUCUCAAAAGGGCAUCGACAAAGGUGAAACUGAAAGUCGUGUGCAUUGCUUCACACGUCUCGAAUUGAUUCUCCAGACCAUUGAUCUCUCAUCUAACAACUUAACAGGUGAAAUGCCAAAAGAGAUUACACACAUGCUUGGGUUAUGUUCUUUGAACUUAUCAAGAAACAAUUUGAAUGGUGAAAUUCCUUCGGAGAUUGGGAACUUAAGUUUACUAGACUCGCUUGACCUAUCACGAAACCAUUUCUCUAGAAAAAUUUCUUCUACUCUUUCUAAUAUAGAUCGUCUUGCCAUGUUAGACUUAUCAAAAAACCAUCUCAGUGGAAGAAUUCCAUUAGGAAGACAAUUGCAAACCUUUGAUUCCUCAAGUUUUGAAGGAAAUCUUGAUCUUUGUGGGAAACCACUUGAAAAAAGUUGUCCUGGAGAUGAGACAACGAUAAAGUCUGAAGGGCCAGAAGGGCGUGAUGAAGAUGAUAAUUCAAUUUUCUAUGGAGCAUUUUACAUGAUUUUGGGGCUAGGGUUCUUCAUAGGCUUCUUGGGCUUAUUGGGUCCAUUACUACUUUGGCAAUCAUGGAGAGUUGCUUACUUGAUGUUAUUGAAUAGACUGAUAGACUAUAUACUUGAUGGGAACAUCUCCAAGACUCCCUGA